CCUCCAUAGCCCAAGCACCAAGAGCUUAAUCUAUCACUCGCACCUAGCAAUUAGCUAGCUAGGUAGCGAUGGGGCACACAAGGGCAGCGGUGCUAGCGGUGGUGCUCGCCGUCACCGUGCUUGGGCUUGCCACCGAUGGCCAGGCGCAGCUGCAGAGCGGGUUCUACACGGGCAAGUGCCGCGGGAGCGACGUGGAGGCGGUCGUCCAGGGUAUCGUCCAGGCCCGCUUCGCCAGCAACAGCGACAUUGUCGCCCACCUCCUACGCUUGCUGUUCCACGAGUGCGGUGUCAACGGCUGCGACGGCGGGCUGCUCAUCGACGGUUACAGCACAGAGAAGACGGCAAAGCCGAACCUGAGCGUCAAGGGCUACGAGCUCAUCACUGCGAUCAAGACGGAGCUCGAGAAGCGGUGCCCCGGCGUCGUAUCCUGCUCCGACAUCGAGGUCCUCGCAACCAGAGACGCCGUCGCCGCGUCCACGGGGCGAAGAUACGCGGUGCGCACCGGGCGCAGGGACAGCCGGCGGUCCGUGGCCACCGACGUGAACCUUCCCGGGCCGGAUGACACGGUCCCCAAGGCAGCCGCUUUCUUCCGCAACCUCGGCCUCACCUCGGACGACAUGGUCGUUCUCCUGGGCGCGCACACCGUCGGCGUCACGCACUGCAGCAUGAUCAAGAGGAGCCGCCUGUACAGCUACGGCGGCAGGGCCGGAGCAACGGACCCGAGCAUGGACCCCAACACCGCGGCCACGUACAAGAGAUACCCGUGCCCCGACACGGCGUCGUCCGACAACACCAUCCUGUACCUCGACGACCGGGCCAGCGCGUCCAAGGUGGACAACAGCUUCUACAAGAUGCUGCAGCAGCGCCGUGGCGUGCUCAUGGUCGACCAGAACCUCUACAACGACAGCUCCACGCGGUGGAUGGUCGACAGGCUCGCCAACACCGACCACUUCAACUGGCUCUUCCCGCAGGCCCUCGUCAAGCUGGGGGAGGUCAAGGUGCUUACCGCCACGCAGGGAGAGGUCCGCAGGGUCUGCAGCAGGUUCAACUGAUGAGAUCAUCAUCGUUUUCUGAGGAGACAUCAAUUAAUGGUGUGCCUUUUGUGUUUAUUUCCGGUCUGAUUGGUGGUAUUUUUUUUCUUCCCUUUUUUGGUUUUGGUCGGAUUCAUCUUGAUGUACUUCGUUCUCUCCAUUCAUUUAAUUUGUGUUCCACUGAACAAUUUCAAAUAACAUGAACGACUGAGAUCAACAGCAACA
Messenger RNA from Triticum urartu, 1256 nucleotides. RefSeq names its product peroxidase 57. Gene Ontology annotation, biological process: hydrogen peroxide catabolic process; response to oxidative stress. Lineage: Eukaryota; Viridiplantae; Streptophyta; Magnoliopsida; Poales; Poaceae. The record is from RefSeq and is a predicted model, not a curated record. Gene Ontology annotation, molecular function: heme binding; peroxidase activity.